AUUGAGUUCAUUUAGUACAGUUAAUCAAAAAAAUUAAGUUUGCUCCUGAAACCAUUUUAUUGAAAGUUUGAUCCUGAAUCAUGUCUGACCAAGAACGAGUUUCACCAGUCUUUCUCAAUUUGGCCUGUGCCACUGACUCUGACAGGGCAUCUCCCGUGUCAACUACCAGUUCUUCAAAUGGAUCGGAAACAUCAUCAAAUGCAAGUUCAUCAAAUCGACGGGGUAAGGGUAAGCUGCGACCAGACUACAAACGCCGUAUCAAGCUACCUUAUUCUUACGUCGAGAUGAUCACUAUGGCCAUUAAAUCUUCAUCUUCUGAUAAACUGACUCUUCGAGACAUUACCAACUUCAUGCAAGACAAGUUCCUUUGCUUUCGUGGCGAGUACGUCGGAUGGAAGAACAGUGUUAGACACAAUCUAUCUACUAGUAAGUGCUUCACUAAAGUUCUGCGAGAUUCCAGUCGACCGUAUGGUAAAGACAACUUCUGGAUAAUGAAUGCAGAAUGUGAACAUUGCAAGAACAAAUGUGAGAACGAUGUUGUGAGCAAACGAAUCCUUUCUAACCACGCACCUAUCUCCGAUUCAAUUCCACCUGUGUCUCCUGCAUCGAGUGAGUCAUCUACCGACCCUGCUGCAGACAAUCAAAUGAAACUACUCAACCACCCUACAACUAAAAUGUCCAGCUGUCAACGCAUGGUGCAUGAUACCAACACCGCUGCACCAGAGGAACACUACGACAAUAGGUACUACGACCAAUAUUCAUACACUGCUCAUCACGGUUCCCGUCGUCAUCAUCGCUACCAUCCUUACACAUCUCCGCAUAGCAACAACUGGCAACAAAAACGUCAUCCAGUGGCUCGGCAAGGAACCAACUCCGUGGAUGAUCUGGAAACUAUUGAGGAUCUCUAUGUGCCGUCGCAUGACAUCGAUUUCUCCAUGAUGUACAACAAUUCGAAAACGCUCGUUAAGGAGCAGCCAGAAUGCCACGUGCCGUAUUCUACGUACUAUCCUACUGGUUUUCAAGGUUAUGAGACGCCCUACUACUAUCCAUAUAUGGACUUCCGUCUACCAACUCCGUACCAGCUUCCACAAGACCAUUACGAUUGGCAGAGAGCGCCAUCAGUUGACAACAGGGUAAAUCAUCAUCCAAAUCCAUACGAUUUCGUUCAGCAAGUCUGUGAUGUUCCAUCGUUCCCAUCGUCGCCUUCGUCAAUUCAUUCGUCUGAUUCUUCUUCAUCAGAUUCAGCUAUGUAGGCUCCAGCUUCUCUUUUGUCAAAUGAUUGUUCUAGGUUGUUACGACUUUUAAUCUAAAUAGGCUAAAGAUAAUUUUUAGACCGUAAUUAUUACAUUAAAAUAUACUGUUUUAAUCAUAUUAACAGUAAGUUACCGUUAAAGUGUUUUGUAACAGGCAGCCGUAUAGGAAGGACGACUAAUGUAGGCCUAAUAUACAUAUAAGUGACUUAGGCCUAUAUCAUAUUUUAUCAGUUCAGUCAGUCGAUGUGCAAUGUAUAUAAAUAAAUAGGCCCCUCGAUGUUUUAUAAGCAACUAUAUCUGUAAAAUAUUAUUGAGUAUUAUGUAACAUAGUUAAAGAUUGAUGAGUAUAUUUU
This is a messenger RNA of Anneissia japonica, 1606 nucleotides long. RefSeq names its product forkhead box protein D3-A-like. Gene Ontology annotation, biological process: animal organ morphogenesis; regulation of transcription by RNA polymerase II. The coding region runs from base 81 to 1253 and encodes 390 amino acids. The record is from RefSeq and is a predicted model, not a curated record. Gene Ontology annotation, cellular component: nucleus. Gene Ontology annotation, molecular function: RNA polymerase II cis-regulatory region sequence-specific DNA binding; DNA-binding transcription factor activity, RNA polymerase II-specific. Lineage: Eukaryota; Metazoa; Echinodermata; Crinoidea; Comatulida; Comatulidae. The transcript has 4 exons.